Molecule: messenger RNA, 1876 nt
Organism: Magallana angulata
Lineage: Eukaryota; Metazoa; Mollusca; Bivalvia; Ostreida; Ostreidae
Exons: 6
Coding region: 73-444 (123 amino acids)
Source: RefSeq, a predicted model, not a curated record
UCUGCUGGACCCUCCUCUUCCUCUGCUAGACCCUUCUCUUCCUUAUCUUUUUUUCCCAGGAAUGUUAAGAGGAUGGCCUCUAGGCCGGAGAUCCUGUCAGCCCAGAACUAUCUUAGAGUUGUUAAACAGAUAUUGUUGGAUCGGUCAAGCUGCCCCCAACAACACUCCCCUUUGAUCAGAAAGAGGUGUCCUGGCGGUAAAAGGCCGCUAUCCUCAGAUGAGCAGUCCGACAAUGAGGAUGACAAUUCUGAAGUGAAGUCUUCCAGUUCUUGUGAGGGAACUUCCAAAAUAAAGAAGGAACCAGAAGUAUUUCCCAAACAAGAGAUGGAUGAGGGAGCUGAUUCAGGGUCUGAUGUUGAAAUAAUUGGUGAAGAGUGGCCAAACAAAUGUCAAGUGAAAAAGGAAAAGGUGCAUGUGUCGUCCCAGACCCAGACAGAUGACUGAGUCUAUCAAACCUAUUCAAUGACAUCAGUUCUACCUUAAUUUGAAAAUUUUAUAAUAUAGAAAAUGUUGCACUUCUGAUCCAGUCAACAAGCCAGUGUAAAAACAACUUGGUCCUAAAGCAGUGAAGUACCAUCAUUACAUUUUUUUACAGUUCCCUCUCUCUCUCUCUCUCUCAUAAUUUGGAACAAUUUGAAAUGAUUAAUGUUUUGCAUAUGUUAUAUGUACUCUAUUUAUCAGGCUUGAGAUUGUUAUUGUUCUUUUGCUCAUCAUCCAUAUCCUUAGUAAUUGAAUAUCUGUUGAUUUUAUAUACCUCCAACAUGUCAAGUUCCUACAGUGAUGUAGACAGGCCCGUCAAUUACAUGUACCAAUUCAUGUAUCUCUUGUAGAUUUUAUUUCUAUUGUUUAGAAAUCCAUAGAUAAAAUUAGUCUACAGUGUAUAUAUGUUAUAUACUUGUGAUCCAAGUAUUACAGCAGCAUUUUUGAAACUGCAUUGAACUAUGUUGGGAGUAUAUCAAUAUUUAGUGUACUGGUACAUGUGCUGUGUUCAUAUAUGAACGAGCUUAUAUUUCUCUAUUUUUGAGAAAGUAAUAAGUACAUUUAUAAGUGAAAUUAGUCUUUGUAAUGUAGUCUUAGUUUUACAGUGACCAACAGCAGUAACAGUUUGUACCCUAUGUUCACUGUCCAUUUGAAGUCUUUUACAGAUUGUUGAAGUGUGUGCAGGAGUUGAAAUGAAUGAGUGAUUUUGUAUUUAUGAAUCAAUGGAGAAAAAUUUGUACUACAAAUAGAUGAUUUUAGUACCUAUAUACAGUGUUUUGGAUGAAUUAUACCAUGAUGUUUUGUACAUCAAUUUCUUUUAUUUUUUAUUUCUUCUUAAUUUACAACAAAGAUAUUUGUUACUGUUGUUACUACUUUAUGAAGAAUAAAAUGUAAAAUUUAAUACGUUUAUUCGUGUAUUGUUUUUAUUAUUUUUUUUUAUAUCCCAUUUUUAUAAUAAAGGUAGCUUGAAACUUAAAUUUCUAUGGACCCCUUUGAUUUAAUGAUUAACUUUCUGGAGACUUAAUAUGCAACAAAGUCUUGUUUUCAAUCUGAUUAAUCUAAAUUAUCCAUAAAUUACAUUACACUGCCAUUAAUUGUAAUGUAAAAUUUGUGGCAUUACACAUCACUAGCAUUACUUUGAAAGCAUGAAAUGCAUUGCAAUACAUUACAUGUACCAUUACAUUUAGCAUUACCUCAAGUCUAUCUAUAAUACAGAUCCCUGCAAUAACACAAAGUGCAAAGAGAUCUGACAACAACCCAGGUCAUCUAAUUGAACUUCAAAUUAACCAAUUGGAUCUCAAGUUAUGCUUUUCCUUAAGUGAUCUUUAAAAUUAAGUUAUAGCUGACUUGUUAACAAUUCCAUGUAUUGUUAUUGAUUGAUAUAUUUAUCUUCAUG